AUCACAGCUCCUGCUCCGGGUCUAAACAAGGAGGAACUUUUCGCUGGGAGUUGAAACUGCCUGACGAGGACGUGGGAUGCUGGGAUGGGGAGAUAAAACUACGACUAGGGGGGUGAAAAGUCUAAAAAGUGCGAUGUACUUUUCUUGUCCCUGAAAAAGAAACUAUGGAGAACGCCUCUGUGUCCGCCCAAGGCCAAGCGCACCAAGCCCAGAUCAUGGAAAACCCGCUCCAGAACUAUCUCCUGGGAAUCCUCAUCUCCAUAUGUGGGAAUGUCCUCAUCAGCUUUUCACUCAACAUUCAGAAAUACGCUCAUGUCCGUCAGGCUCAGCGUGGCUCCAAGCCGUAUUACACCUCCGGCGUGUGGUGGUGCGGUGUGACUCUCAUGGGCGUUGGGGAGUUGGGGAAUUUUGCGGCCUACGGCUUUGCACCUGCCUCGCUUAUUGCCCCGCUGGGCUGUGUGUCUGUUAUAGCCAGCGUCGUCAUCUCCGUGGUUUUCCUGAAGGAGACCGUGUACACCUCUGACAUUGUUGGUGGCACUCUGGCAAUAACAGGGACAUACCUCCUUGUUACCUUCGCCCCCCAUACAUCAACCCACAUCACAGCUCAUCUGGUGCAGUACUACUUCAUCAGCUGGCACUUUUUGCUUUACCUUCUUAUUGAGAUCAUCCUCUUUUGCAUCCUCCUCUAUCUGUACAAGAGGAGAAAUGUGAAGCACAUCGUCGUUGUGAUGCUGCUGGUCGCCCUGCUCGCCUCUCUUACAGUCAUCUCGGUGAAGGCGGUGUCAGGAAUGAUCACCGAGUCGAUACAAGGUCAACUGCAGCUCAUCUACCCCAUCUUCUACGUCAUGCUUGUUGUCAUGGUGGCCUCCUGCGGAUUCCAGAUUAAAUUUCUCAAUCAGGCCAUGAAGAUGUUUGAUGCCACAGAAGUGGUUCCAAUCAACUUUGUGUUCUUCACUACAAGUGCUAUAGUUGCAGGAAUAGUAUUUUACCAAGAGUUUGAGGGCUUGGCUUUACUGAACAUUCUAAUGUUCUUACUUGGCUGUCUUCUGUCCUUCCUUGGCAUUUUCCUGAUUGCUCGAAACAGACCGAAGAUAAAGCAACAAGACAGCAAUUUCAUCGAAAUGAACAGGAUUCCAGGCAGAACGCGCACGGACAAAGUGCAGCCCGAGGCCAAGACUCCAACAUACGGAUCCCUGGCAGCUAAACUCAUGUGCAGCAGCACUGGCCAAACAGACGAGUCGUAGGACCAGCUCCAUCUGUUGGGACUCCCAGUUUUUGUCAACGUUUCUAUUUAUAGAAAUGAUGGGCAUCUCUGAACUUGUGCUGGUGGCUGCAUUUGUGAUUUUCUACCCUGAUUUAUUCUUUAAAAUAUUUGACUCUGCAUUAUUGCAUCAAUGAAUAAUGGGAACAUAUGGCUUUGAGAAUAAACACUCAAGAAUGACA
Molecule: messenger RNA, 1443 nt
Organism: Oryzias latipes (Japanese medaka)
Lineage: Eukaryota; Metazoa; Chordata; Actinopteri; Beloniformes; Adrianichthyidae
Gene: nipal2
Product: NIPA like domain containing 2
Biological process (GO): magnesium ion transport
Cellular component (GO): membrane
Molecular function (GO): magnesium ion transmembrane transporter activity
Source: RefSeq, a predicted model, not a curated record